Molecule: messenger RNA, 2005 nt
Organism: Orbicella faveolata
Lineage: Eukaryota; Metazoa; Cnidaria; Anthozoa; Scleractinia; Merulinidae
Product: glycine receptor subunit alpha-2-like
Biological process (GO): monoatomic ion transmembrane transport
Cellular component (GO): membrane
Molecular function (GO): extracellular ligand-gated monoatomic ion channel activity; transmembrane signaling receptor activity
Source: RefSeq, a predicted model, not a curated record
UCCUGGAUGAAUCCAGUACCCUGUAAUUCGAAUGGUUCUAGAUCUUAACUUCGUUACAUUCAGUUGAUGUUCAGACGAAGCAGUGGCUACAUGGAAAAACAUCUGCUGUUUGUCUCUGGUUUGAAUUGAGUAGAAACACAAGAACAAGCUAUCAGGGCAGCACCGACAUAAGAGUCCGCGAGGUUUAAAGGCAAAUGUGUGGAAAUCUGCAGCUUCUGGUUUGCAUCUUGGUUCUGUGUUUAGUCGCUGCUGGUUUUGGAGGAGCUGGAGAAGAAGGCCGAAAUAAGACGUUUACGAACGACACCGCACCUACCAGCCACGCCCCAACUCCAGAAAAUAGCGCGAACAAUACAAGGAACGCCACUGAUAAUGACAGAGAAAUUUUGCUGGGAAGAAUAUUGAACCAGAUCCAGAACAAGUCGGACAGCAGGCUAAGACCCAAAAUAGGACGAGAACCUAUAACUGUAAAGACGGAUAUGUUCAUUUUAGACAUUGGCUACAUCAGCGAAGCGAAUAUGGAAUUUCGCACCAGUUUGUUUCUGCGCAUGUACUGGCAAGACGAGCGUCUGGCUUACAUCAAUACGGGAUACAAAAAGAGGCUUGCUCUGAAUGCUAAGAUGGUUCAACAUAUGUGGAUUCCUGACAUCUAUUUUGUAAAUGAGAAGUCUGGAAUAAAGCAUGAUCUCACCAAAGAAAACGAAGUGGUGAGACUCUGGCCCGAUGGAAGAGUGUUCCACAGCAUGAGAUUGUCGAUGACAGCAUCUUGCCCGAUGCGCCUGCAUAACUAUCCACUGGAUAAACAAGUUUGUAGACUGGCGUUUGAAAGCUUUAGUUACGAAGACACCGAGUUGCUUUUUGAAUGGAAGAGAGAUAAAGGAAACAAGGAAGUGCUUGUUUCAGAAGAUCUAGAGAUUCCCCAGUUUAUUCUCACAGACUACUGGACGGAAGCAAACUUCUCCAAUUUUACUUCAGGAGCAUACUCGCGGUUAAUAGUCUGGUUCCAGUUUGAGCGGAGCAUCGGAUUCUUCUUGAUCCAGACCUACAUUCCAGCUUACUUGAUUGUCAUGCUCAGUUGGAUUGCAUUCUGGAUCAGUCAUAAUUCCACACCAGCCCGCAUAGCCCUCGGGAUCACAACAGUCCUCACCAUGACAACACUAACCAACAGCGCUCGGGCGUCACUUCCCAAGGUGUCUUACGUGAAAUCCAUUGAGUGGUUUCUGAUUCUGUGUUUUCUGUACGUGUUUGCCUCUCUGGUGGAAUACGCUUGUGUUUCAUUUGAGGUAAACAGGAGAGUCAAGAGAGGUCUGGAGAUUCCUGUGGUGCAAACAGAGUCAGACGACGGAAAGGAUCCUGAAAAGAAAGACCUUGUGCGCGUCAUGGACGGAAACGUGGAGGCGAACGGACAUGCCAAGACAAGGAGAAGAACCAGGUUUAGCUUUUAUGGCAGAAGACAAGCGGAAACGAAGUUUGUGCAGUACCGUGCCUACUCAGAAAAAGAGAUCGAAGCAAUGCAGUCCCAAGUGGACAGGUGGUCUCGCAUAGGCUUCCCACUGUCAUUUGUGGUGUUUAACAUCAUAUAUUGGGUGCUGACCGUGCAGUUCUCUUGAGUAGCUGUGGGGAUGGUGGCUUCUCAAGUACGUACUCUUGGGCAUGUUGCUUGCCAUACGAUCGAGCUUGCAGCUUUCACCCAUCAAAUCCGGCGAUAAGUAAACUUUAAAUAGUAGAUAAUGGCUGACCCUAACAAGCGAACUAUUGAUUUCGAGGUGAUUUACAAGUCGUUGAAUGACUCUUUGGAGACUGUUGAUGAACUCUAGAAAUAUUAUAUGAGUUGCUCAUCCGAAGCCAGCUAUUUGAAAUAUGCAUAUCAAGAAGUAUAUAUAUGAGUAAAAUUAUAAUAAUUGUAUUUGAGACGUGAAAUCUUCAAGAUGAGAUGCGAAUGUGGCUUAAAAUAGAGUAAGACUUCAAAGCGAUUACCCAGUGCAAAUAAAACUUAACUGUGAUGGAA